This is a messenger RNA of Plutella xylostella (diamondback moth), 3401 nucleotides long. Lineage: Eukaryota; Metazoa; Arthropoda; Insecta; Lepidoptera; Plutellidae. The record is from RefSeq and is a predicted model, not a curated record.
GCUGUCGUGACGAGCGGACGCGCUUACUCACGCGCUCUGCGCCGAUAUUCACGCGCGAUCGUAAAAUCCAUUCGACGUAUUCCGAAUUCGGGAAUCGAGAACGCAGUGAGAGUAACCAUCUGUGUUUCGGGUGUUUAUUUUUGAGUUUUAUUGUGUGUUUACAAUUGUGUUUUUUAUUGUGACGGCUUGUGUGUCUGUGGAUUUACGUUAUGGUGUGCUGUGGUGGUUCAAAUUAACCAGAUAUCGGUUUGUGUUCGGAUUCUGGGAUCGCUGAUUGGCGGUGGCUUCUCUGGAGUAAACAGAUCCAACCAGCCAGCGCUCGUGAGCGGUCGCAUUCGGAAUUCGAAUUUCCAAAAACAAAAUGCAGUGAAGUGUCAAGUGCGUAGUGAUGUGACAGUGAUGCGCCGCGAUUGCGGUGUCGAUAUCGAUAAACUGCUGUCGAUAGAGGCGUGACCGAAAACAUGUCGUGGUUAUCGACUGUUUUUUUGAGUUUGCUGCUGCAGUACUGCGUUGAGAGCCAACAGGAGAUACUUAUUGAAGAAUCAGCAUCAGUGGAGUCCCACCACGCGCCGAGCGGUGGCGCAGUUGAGCUGCCGUGUGACGUCACGCCGACCCUCGCUGACGACCGCAUGGGGCUGGUCAUCUGGUACAAGCAGGGGCAUACUACGCCUAUUUACACGCUGGACACGCGAGAGGGGGUGACGUCCCACUGGUCGGAUCCGGGCACGCUGGGCUCACGAGCGGCCUUCCGGAGCGACACCAAGCCAGCCGUGCUGAUACUGACCAAGCUGCGCCCUGAAGACAGCGGCCAGUACCGGUGCCGAGUGGAUUUUAUUAAGUCUCCAACGAAAAACACCAGACUCAACUUGACUGUUUUGAUCCCACCAGAGCGCCUCAUAGUGCUGAACCACGAGGGCAACGAGGUGCAGGGGGGGGUGUUGGGACCCUACGACGAGGGCACUGACGUCAACCUGACGUGCGUCGCCGUCGGAGGGCGUCCCACGGCUCGCGUCUCCUGGUGGAAGGCUCACGAGCUGCUCGCCAACUCCGAGGCUCGAGCCACCGUCAGCUUCCGCCUGCAGAGGGCUGACUUCGGAACUGAUGUGACUUGUCAGGCUGUGACAGACCCCUCCAUCGCUCCGAUGUCGGAAACCCUGUCCAUUGAUGUUAAUUUGCGACCCCUCUGGGUGCGUCUGCAGGGAGGCAAGCGCCCCCUGGUGGCGGGGCAGAGCACCGAGCUGGUCUGCCAGGCCGUGGGCGCGCGGCCCAAGCCCUCCAUCUCGUGGUGGAAGGGGGGAACCAGGCUGAAGACUGCGAGGGAGACGACAUCAGUGGACGGCAACGUGACCAACAGCGUCCUCUCUUUUACUCCUGGAGUGGAGGACGCGGGUCGCGUGCUGUCGUGCCGCGCCGUGCAGCCCGCGCUCCAGGACUCUACGCAUGAGGAUGGCUGGAAGAUGGAGAUACAACAUUUCCCAAUAGUCCACCUACAGCUGGGUGCCAACCUCGACGCGGGGAAGGUGGUUGAAGGUUCCGACGUGUACCUGGACUGCCGCGUUAGAGCCAACCCGUGGCAUACGCAUGUGUACUUCACUCAUAAUGGUGUGGUAGUGAAACCAGGGCCUGGAGUGUUGUUAGCCAACCAGAGCCUGGUUCUGCAGAAGGUGUCGAGGAAGGCUGCCGGGGCGUACGUGUGUUCUGCCAGGAACAGCCUGGGAGAGGGGUCUAGCGAGCAACUCGUGUUGGAUGUUAAAUACAUCCCCACGUGCAAGUCACAACAACCCGGCGUGAUGCGAGCGGCUCGGGGGGAGAUCCUGGAGAUUGACUGCGACUUGGAUGCUAAUCCUAAGGAGCCAAUGUCCUACCAGUGGUGGUUCAACAGUUCAACACACACUAAACACGAGUUGAUCACGAGUUCCAUCAACAACGCACAGAAUUUACCCGGUACAUUUCUAUACAUGGUGAACACAUCGGCUGACUACGGGUGGGUGCAAUGUUCGGGGACCAACGCGGUGGGACGACAGACCAAGCCUUGUCUGUUCCACAUACUACCUGCUGACAAACCGUCUUCCCCGAAAGCGUGCGAGAUCACAAAUGUCACGUACGACUCUCUGACGCUGAACUGCACUCCCGGACACGACGGCGGCAUCCGACAGACCUUCUUACUACAGGUCUUCGACAUGGGCACCGGCCUGCUGCUCGCGAAUCUGACCAAUGAGGAGCCAGAGUUCCAAGUCACGGGGCUGUCGACCAAUAACGCGCUGUCAGUGGCGGUGCGUGGGCGCAACAAGAAGGGCUCCAGCGAACCGCUAACUUUGGCGACGAGUCUGCUGAAGUAUCCGCAACGGCAUACAGCCCAAGUCCCAGUGAAGGUGGAGCUGACGACAGUGCUGCUGAUAGUCCUGGUGGCGGUGGGGGUGAUCGCCUCCAUGACGGCCGUCUCCGCCACGGUCUUCUGCUGCAAGUAUUGCAGUAAGAAGAGCAAUAAAAAUGAGAAAGACAAGAGGCAGCAGGACGAAACCUCCAAUAUCCCUCUCACUGGUACAAAGGAGUCUGAAAGUGUUGAUAGUUUAGACAAGAACCCGGACAUCAUACCUUUAGACGGAAAAAUAAGUGACAACAGCUCCAACAAAUCAUCAACAACCGACUACAGUUCUAUAAGACCACUCAUUUCCAAAACGCCCAGCGAAAAAUACGACUCAAUACCACCAAAUUGCGACCGGUACACCUAUGACCACAACAUAGACCAAUGUAGCCAGUACAUCCAAGUACGACCUCUGGAAUACCGAGUUAGGCCUACGUACCAGCCGUCCAAUAUUUUGGGACCAAUGCCGAAUUUAGGGCCAAUGCAGAACUUAAACCCAAUGGGGCAUAUGACGAUUGGGCCCAAUGAUUGUCACAUACAGCGGCCAGGGUAUGAUAAGGUGUAUGAGGAUUGGUUGAAGUAUAAGAAUGCUUUGCCGUUGAAUACUAGUGGUUUGUUGCCAGCGGAACAGCUGAUGCCUCCAGACAUGUACUCCCGGGACCACAGUCUCUACAGCCAGCCCAGCAGGACCCCCCUGGGCGUGGCGCAGAUGCCUGAUAUAGAGCCGCGGUAUCACCUGGACCCGAGGUCUUUGCAGGUCCUGGGUGCGGAGAGCCGUAGCUGCUCCAGCUCGCCCCCCGUCAGGUUCAACCAGGAGACCAGCAGUGUGUACUUCAACAAGAGCAUGCUGGACCGGCCUAUGAAUACGUUGCCGCACCUUAACAAGCAUAGGGUUAAUGGAUCAUCCAAUCAAGCACAAGGGAACGAACCAAAAACCAGUGUAGCCGGCCAAUCAGAUGGUGAGCCAACCAGCUCUCACAGUCAGGACUGUGUAUGAAUAAAAUAAAACAAAAAACUGUGCAAAAAAGUGAUUUUU